Molecule: messenger RNA, 6944 nt
Organism: Tachysurus vachellii
Lineage: Eukaryota; Metazoa; Chordata; Actinopteri; Siluriformes; Bagridae
Gene: myocd
Product: myocardin
Exons: 15
Coding region: 183-3536 (1117 amino acids)
Biological process (GO): cardiac muscle cell differentiation; smooth muscle cell differentiation
Source: RefSeq, a predicted model, not a curated record
AAGAGUAGUUGCAGCUCGGAGAGUGGGGAGGAGAGAAGUCUGUGCUCUUUCACUCCUCGGUGAGUGCGUGCUGCAGGAAACGGGGUCUGACCAGGGCGAGCCUCCUCUUCACCUCCUCUCUGACACACGUGCAGAGGACAAACUGUGGGUGAUCUGAAGGGAAGAGGCGCGCGACUGAGGCAAUGAAUGCAGUGGAGAGCACUAAGCAGAGGCUGGGGCAGAGCCGCACCAGCACUGAGCCGAGCUCGAGGAACAUGGGAAACCCCAGUACCAAUACUGAGAGCAGCUCCAGGAGCAUUGCCAACUGCAAUACCAGUGUGGAACAAGGUUCCAGGAACAUGCGCAACUCCAACAGCAGCAAUGAGAGUUCGAGGAUCACAGGCAAGUCAAACAGCAAUGCUCAAAGGGGCUCCAGGUGCAUGGGCAACUUUAACACUAACACCGAGAGGGGCUCGAGGAACACAGUAAACCAGAACUUUGGUGCUGAACAUGGGUCAAAGUAUAGGGUGAAUCCCAACACCAGUGCUGAGAAGGGCUCAAGAAACAUGAGCAACACCGACAGACAGGCCUCGUCAAAAGCAUCAGGCCAACCACAAAACAACAACGUCCUGCAGUUGAGGCUCCAACAAAGGAGGACACGAGAGCAGUUAGCAGACCAGGGCAUCAUGCCUCCCCUGAAGAGUCCAGCUGCAUUCCACGAACAGAGGAAAAGUCUUGAACGCUCCAAGACUGGAGAUUACUUAAAGCAUAAAAUCCGAAGUAGACCAGAGAAGUCAGAGCUGGUUAACAUGCACAUUCUACAAGACUCAGCCAGCGAGUGCCCCGCUCAUGACUCGCAGAGCAAACUUAAGCGUGCCCGACUUGCUGACGAUCUUAACGAGAAAAUCGCCCUGAGACCAGGUCCGCUGGAAUUGGUUGAGAAGAACAUCAUACCCGUAGAUUCAACUGUUAAAGAGGUUGCUUUAAAAGUGAAUAAUGCGAAGUUUCCAAAGCAAGAGGACUCAUAUGCAUUUGAGGAGGACAGCAGCAGUGAGAGCCUGUCUCCUGAACAGCCCCUUAGUGACGAGUCCCAGAGCUCAGCUGGACCUUUGGCAGAGAGCAAGGCAUGUGGUGGCAUUCCAUCCCCAUCACUGACCGCAGGCCUCACACAGGGGUCACAAACCAGAGAAUCAACUGUUCAAAACCAAGAAGAAGGUCCACCUGUGACAAACAACCAGACAGGUCCACCCAUUCCUGUCCCUGCAAUAAUAAAGUCCAAAACGUCAGACAAGAAUCGUCAUAAGAAGCCCAAAGAUGUUAAGCCAAAGGUGAAGAAGCUGAAGUACCACCAAUACAUUCCGCCAGACCAGAAAGCAGAAAAAUCUCCUCCUCCAAUGGACUCAGCCUAUGCCCGGCUACUACAGCAGCAGCAGCUCUUCCUGCAACUGCAGAUUCUCAGCCAGCAGAAGCACACGCAGCAGAAUCACUCACACCAGCCCCAGUGUCCACAAAGCCAGAGCUUUAGCUAUCAGCCUGUACAGCAGCAUCUGUCAACCAAGCACACAAGUGAACAGCAAACACCAUGCAGUUCCAGUGCUGCCACAAGUACAGAAAGCAGCAGUUGUUCAUCUCCUGUAAAGACCACAUACUGCAACACAUCCAACAUGACUCCAAUCAGACCAGGGCCACUGCCUGCUAACCUUGAUGAUCUAAAGGUUUCUGAGCUUCGACAGCAACUGAGAAUACGAGGUCUCCCAGUGUCAGGCACAAAAACUGCCCUCAUAGAAAGGCUGAGGCCCUAUAAAGACUCUAGCUCCACUUCUCCCUCCAGCUCUGGAGAUAUCACUACUGUGACCUUCCCGGUGACCCCCACUGGCUUGCUCACCUCCUACCAAUCCCCAAGUUCUUCUGGUACAAUGUCCCAUGUAGGGGGAUAUUACCCAUUCUGCAGUACAACAUCCACCCCACCCAUCUCUCCUGCUUCCUCUGAGCUGUCUGUAAGUGGUUCUCUUCCUGAUAGUUUUAGCGAUGUCACUAUGUCCUCUCCGCAGUUUGGCCUGCAGCCAUCACCAACUCAACUGAGUGCAGAAGACAACCAGAACUUAGGUAACUGCCUGCAUGGUGAACCAGGCCUGGACACUGAGAAGGACAAGAUGUUGGUGGAGAAGCAGAAGGUGAUUGAGGAGUUGACCUGGAAAUUACACCAGGAACAAAGGCAGGUGGAGGAGCUACGGAUGCAAUUACAUAAACGGAAGCACAGCCAUGGCCUACAGGAUCCAGUGCAUUUGCAGCCACCUAACCAGAUGCAGCACUACUUUGGUGUGUCUAUCAAACAGGAGCACGUGGCCUCAAGCUGUCCAAUGGCCUCCAAGCAGCAAAAGAAUGGACCCCCAAACAGCUGCAUUGAGCCAGUGGGACAUUGUGGUCUAGGUGGUGGACUACGGAGCCUGGACAUCUCCUCUAGAAGUCCUUCUGGUCUCCCUGCCUAUCUAAGCCCGCAGUGCUCUCCUCAAGACUCACCAGUGACCAAGAACUCAAGCAGCCCACAACCCAACAGCCUGCCUGCCUCUCCUAGUCAUUCAUUUCUGCUCACACCUCCCUUGGGUAGGGACAGCUGCCCUCACAGUGGAGCCAGACCACAUCCAAUGCAGCUCCAGCAGAAGAAUGUUGCUCAGUCAGUGAGUUGCACCUAUUCACCUGACCAGAGAAGUAUGCAGCCAUUGUACCCAGGCAAUGAGAAUAACCUAAACCCCAGAGGGUCUUCUAAGGCCAAAACUCCAAACAUGCAGCAAAAGAUGGCAAUAUUACACUCUCCCAGGCACAUUGGCCAAAAGUGCGCCACCUCCACCACUACCUUCUGUAGCUCAGAUCCUACUGCAUCUGCCAUUAAACAGCCCCCAUGCUAUGAGGAUGCAGUGAAGCAGCAGAUGACCAGAAGUCAGCAAAUGGACGAACUCCUUGAUGUCCUUAUUGAAAGUGGAGAAAUUCCAGCUAACGCCAAAGAAGAGAGGUCCCCUGUAACCAAAGUUGUACCUCACCUUACAGUUUCACCCAGCAAUGCUGCCACCAGUACCACGUCCAUGCCAAAGUUUCACCGCCACUACAGCCACAUUUCUCCCGCUGAGGUGCCAUAUGAACAUGCUACAGGGCACAGCGAGUGCCAACUGGAGGUGCUUCUAAGCCCCGUAAGUCGCCAUGGUGACAUCAUCCCUGUCAAGAUGGGCACUGACGAGGGUCAGCUUGAGGACAUAGGAGACUCCUACCCAGGUCAUCAACAUGACAAGUUGCUCAGCAGCAGGGACAUGAUGGACACGCCUCUGUCCCCCAUGGCCACCAAGGUCUCACCAGUGCCCACAGAUGGCCAAGGGCUUGGCAUGACAUUCUCUGAGUCACCAUGGGAAACCAUGGAGUGGUUGGACUUAACUCCUCCCAGCUCAGCCACAGCAUUCAGCAGCAGCAUCACUCCAUCAGCACCUAGUAUUUUCAACACAGAGUUCCUGGAUGUGAGUGACAUUGGACUGAACUCAGCUAUGGACCUGCAUCUUGAGCACUGGUGAAGCUGUCCAGGAAGCUCCAUUAGAUAAAACAAACAGCUAGGUAUAUAAUGAGCAGUAACACAAAGCACUUCUCAUCCAAAUUUUUUAAUGAUGUGGUUUUCCACGAGACGCACAGACAACAACUACAGACUGACCUGUUAAAAUAUCAGUCGACAUGUUCUUCCUAUAGUUAAAAACUACUUUUAAACUCAGUUUAAAAAAAAGAAGCAGCUUGUACAGGUCCAAAACUUGAAAAUCCUUUGGACUUUAUAUAGUGGGAAAGAAUUACUGGAAAUAAUAGAAACCAAAUGAACCAAAUAAAUUCAAACUAAACAUCUAAAAUAAAUUCAACAGCAUUCGCAAAUCCAUUUGUAAAUAUUACACUACUGCGUCAAAAGUCUUUCCUGCAUGUGGUGUGUGGCGAAACACUUCUAAAGUGUUCACAAAAAAAAAAAAAAAAUCACCACCUCAUGUAUUGUAAUAUGCUAUUGUAAAUAUUCAUUAAUGCUCACACUGCACCUUGAGUAGUAUAGUACUUUGUCACAUUUGGCUUGACAUAUAUUUUCGGACAGCAUGUAAUUGUUCUAUGUUCUAUCAUUUUGAUAUUUUCUGUAUCCAUCCCAAUUUUAUUUUUAUUUUAUUAUUUUUUUUUCAAAACAUUUUAAUUUAUUUAAACAGCUUAGAUACAAUGUAGUUGUAUCAGAACAUAUCUUUAUCUAUAAUGUGAGAGUAUGCUUCAGUUGCAAGUCCUUGGAUUAAAUACAGACAAUAAACAAACAUGCUAAUAUUACAGUUGACGGAUUUAGGUCAGAACUUAACAAUGAAACAGGCCACCGUUAAUUUUUAUUCCCUUAAAGGUGGGGUGCACGAUGUUUGAAAAAUGCUUCAGAAAACUGAGUCGGGCCGACUAACAAAACAAACGUGUAGCCAAUUAGCAGAAAGGGGCGUGUCUUCUCAAUAUGCGGCGGAGAGAGUGUUCAGUGCGCAUGUGUAACAUUACCCGAAAGCGAUUGAAACAUUGACAUGGCAUGGUUGAACGUCGUCUUCCGCGUGAAACAAAGCUAAACUUUUCAUGGUACAACACACAGUACUACAAAUACACAUUUGUAUUACCAUAGUAUUACUCAUUGAGUUCAUUUAUUGAUAAAAAUAUCCCCUCGGCCAGCUGCCCCAGCAGGUUCUGCCAUAGUAGUUGCCUGGGUUAUGUAUGUAUGUGUGGGGCGGAGCUAUCAAUACAUUUUGGGUUAGGGGCGUGUUUGUUUUGGUGAUUUCAAAUUUCAACAUUGGCUUUCAAACAUUGUGCACCCCACCUUUAAUAAAAGACUACAUAUAAAACUUUAUAGGCAUGUGGUACACAUCUUCAACAUGCUUUUCCUAUGUAAAAAUAUAUAGGCCUAAGAUUUACAUUUCACUCACUGCUUGCCCCUAUAUGAAAGAUUCCAUCUUCGAUGGCGGUUUGUAAUAUGACUAAUAAUAUUGACGCGUGACCCAUUUGCUAUCUUGGAAGACGUCACAUCUCAGAUGUAUUUAUUUGGAAAUUUGGACAUUUGCAUACAUGUAUUUAUACAGAAGAUAUUUAUGAGACAUUCCUUUGUUUAGGAACAGGAUAGAGGAAAUGCAUAUAGCCACAGAAGAGAUUAAUGAAAUUCAUGGUUGUUCUAGUAAAACCUGACUCCCCAGCUUUAUUUUUAUACAGAAUUGUAAAACAAGCCGUUUUAUUCUCAGAUGCAUUUUGUGUGUGUCAUAAAAAUGGCCCAAACAUAAAUACAUUUAAUAAAAGGUAAUAUCCUGAAAAGACACUAUUACGGACAGUUUCAAACGACACACUUGAACGUAAUACUUUAAAGUCAUACAACUGGGGAAAUACAGUUACACAAAAUGCUUUGAUGCAUAUGUUGGCAAUAAAAUGGAGGUUGGAAAGGCACAAAAACUUUUCUAAAAUAAUUUUAGAAUAUAGACAUACAGUGUAAUUUUAUAAUAUUGCAUUAUUUUUUUAUUUUUGACAAUUCACCUGAGAAUUCAACUGCAAAUCAUGGUUAAAAUAUUCCAGUCAGGUUUAGAUACUCUACAACCAGACAUAAAUACACUAUAGAUGAAAGUGUUAAUGUGGUUUUUUGUUUUCUUUCAUUCCCUUUCUUUGCUUCUCCAUGGUUAAGUCAGUGACGUAGCAAGUCAGGCUAAAUGUUCAGAUUGCACUAACAGCACUGUUUGAGCUAUUCUUGGUUCAGAUUUUUGUACUUACUUUGUGUAACUAAAAGCUGAAAUUCAAUUUCUAAGUAAGCAAUUCACUGACAAAUGAACUUUUUUUUUUUUUUUUUAAACCAGAACAGUGUUAAUGAAAGAGGAUCUUUCUUUUCUUCCCAGAAUGAAGUGUAUUAUACUGUGUAUUGUUUUACUGUGAACAUUUGCACCCACAGCAGGGCUGCCAGAUAAGAGACCUGUGGACAUUUUUCUUUUUAUGAAUUCAACAGUAUUUUACGUGUGCACAAAAUAAUAAUAAUAAUAAUAAUAAUAAUAAUAAUGCAUCUUAAUGUAUUGUUAAACCUUGGUGUCUGAUUAGUGAAUGAGGAGAAAAAUUGAGUUUAACAAUUUAAACUGUGAACAGAGCAGAUUUGUGUGUCCUACAAAACAAUCGAAUGGAAUUGAUCAUAUUUAGAUCGAUGGAGAAUUUAAGCCACCAUCAUACGUUCUCAAUUCCCACACCAGUGAAGCAUUUAUUUUGUAAACACUGCACACUAUCCUCAGAGUCCACCUCUUUUUUAAUCAUGUAAACUGUUUAUAUGUUUGAAUGGAAAUGACCAGCAUGACGAUCAGAGCAUUCACUCUGCGGCCUUGCGUCUAGUGCAUUUAACCCGAAUAUAGAACAUCUGUAGUAGAUGUUGUUUAAUGACUUCGACACAGAUCAUUCUAUACAGAAGAGGUUUUGAGAGACCAAACUUUGGAAUAGAAGAUUGUAAUGAAUAUAUAUUGGAUUUAUAAAUAUAUGUCCAUACAUUUGUGUUGUCUGGAGAAUUGUAUCACUAAGGAAUUCUUUUUCUUUUUUAACCCUGAACAAAUUCAUAACUAGACAAAGCACACACCUUUUUUUUUUUGGUCUGUUGUGCUGGAUUAAAUAACAUUUAAUGGCACGUUAUGCUUCAAUCCCAGUCUUACCCCACACUACUCCUAGCCAACCAGAUAGGAGAGAAUUCCUUCAUUCCGUAGCAUCCGUCCAGUACACGACUGCUCUGUCUUUCAGAAGAAAACAAAUCUGUGUUGUUUUUGUCUUCAUUUUUUUUCUCCUGAGGAAGAAAUAUUUAGAUGUGACAAAAAGCUUUUGUACUGCUUGGCCACUGAACAGCUUUACAAUGUAAACCGUCUCAGUAUGUCUCCACCACUGUACUAUUAAAACUUCAAUAAACACCAGCAAAUUCAAAAUUUCCAAAAGAA